This is a messenger RNA of [Torrubiella] hemipterigena, 2340 nucleotides long. Lineage: Eukaryota; Fungi; Ascomycota; Sordariomycetes; Hypocreales; Clavicipitaceae. The record is from the annotation of a GenBank genome assembly.
CAUCGUCACCUCAUCCUCUUCCAACAAACAUCGUCGCAAUUGGCCGCCGUCUGACACCGCUGCACCCUCUGCCGCAGCAAAACAUCGCCCCUCAGACGCCCGCUUGCUCGGUAAAAACGUGGCAGACCACCCUUAUCCCCCAACCGUCCAACCAUCGACGCACACCUUUCACCACCACACACCACCCAACGCCACACCACCCUCAACGCCGUGCAUCGCUGCAAAAGCAAGGCAAGCCUAAACUGCCGCGUCGCUGCUGCAACUCGAAUACCCCCUCGUCCAUAGUCGUGCCCGCUGAGCUUGGUUCGCUGCAAACACAUCAAUUCGCAGCAGGCCAGGCACAUCUGAGCCUGCAUCCCGUCAAAUCCCCAUUGCAACACUAAAAUCCCCGUUUACCAAUCACCCGAAUUCCGCCCUGCAUCUGCCGCUUCGACGCCAUGGCUCGCGACAGGGACAUUGACAGCGCAUCCGCAUCCUCGGACGGCCAAUCAAAACUUCUCGCCCAUGCGCUCCAGACCGACUCAUCGGCUGCCCAGCAUCGCCCAAAGCACCAGAAACAGCACCACGUUGGACGUCACCACCACAGAGUCCCGUCCUCAAAGCUACUUUUAAAGUCUCAUCAGCAGUCCCAGAGCACCACCCGCCUCAACAAACGAGCAACGUCCCCCUCAGAUCGCGACGCUCAGCAACGCCCCGCUGCAGAGCGCCGUGCAACGACGGAGCUGAAAUUAUCGCGCGACAGCUCCGCAAGCAAUCUGUUCAAAAACACAUCGCAUACCAAUCUUAAACGUCACCGCUCCUCAGUCGAGGUCAAUAAGCGCAAUAAAUCUUCCGACAAGUUAAAACGAGCAUCCAGUGGCACAGCUAUUAACCGUCCCAGCUCUUCAACUCAAAAGGCGGCCAAGGGCCAGGUUCACUUUGAUUUGGGCGUUGACGACGCUGACGAAGACGAAUGGGUAGAUGCUAGUGGUUCCAACUCGCCAUAUCUCUCACGCAAGGGCUCCAUCAAUAGCAGCGGUCAAAACUCUCUUCGCCCUGGUUUCUCUAGCGCUGCCAACUCACGGCCAGAAACGCCCAACGAGGUCCGCGAAACCACAAGCACUACAAGCAGUGAAUCGCAGACGCUAGUAGAGCCAAGCGCUGAGGAUCGCGAACGCACACAGCACCAGGCAUACUUGACAUCCAGGUUACUCAAACGAACAGCCUCGUACGGGGCGCCGCCCAAGAUGACCGCGGAAAUUGCAAAGGCGACUCCACCGCACCAAUCACCAGAUCUGACAGAUCGCGAUGAGUCCAUCACUUCUAAAGGCCCUCAUGAUGGCCUGACGUCGAGAUUUGUUGAAACCUCUACGCCUGGUCUAUCAAAUGAAGGCUCCUUCUACCAUCACACCAAUGAGUUUUCCCGCUCCGAUGAGAUUGAUGCAAGAAGAAUACAUUCUAGCAAUGGCAUUGCUGGCUCGCUAAGGAGAGAGCGAAACGGAGACUCGACGCCGCGCCUGGAUAACAGCGCUCUUGUGCCACGGUCAGCAUCCCGCCCCUCCGCGCCCCCAGCCGAAACAUCGCGCACACAGCAGAAGCUAAACCUUCAGCGCGCGAGCUCGGUCAUUGAGCCAGGCCAAUCCGUCAAUGGCGGUAGCGGUGCUGUAGGUACCAGCCCGUGGAUUGGUGUCGGCGGACCUGGUUUUGAUGGCGGCACCAGCCGUGAUCCCAGGGUUGGACGACUACUAGAAAAGACGGGAAUGGAGUACCUGGUCGUCCGCCGAUACCAAAACCCAAUCUCCCGUUCUCUAAAUCGUCUAGGCCGCUUGCCUAGCAUCAAGAAGAAUCAAAAGAUUCCGCUUGGUAACAACGUUAUUGUCAACGGCAAACGCCCGGUGGACAGCACCACGCGUCAUGCACGCAACGUUAGCAUGCCAGACCCUCGCCAAACAGCGCAGUCGCGACGUGUUGCCACUAUCCGUGCCGAUGGCGCAGGCUCCAGCUUUGAUGGCGACGAUAUGUCUCGUCUGAGUGAGCGUCUCAGCGAUGCCAGUUUGACAGGCGAAGAGGAGAGUGACAUAUCUCUAAACUUGCGCAGCUUGUGGGAUCGCCCAGUCGAGUUGAGCAACAGCGCCGAGUAGUUAUCAUACCCAUUCUUCUCUUGAGACUUGUCUUGAAACGACCUCUCUUUUUUCGGUUUACAUGGUUUCUUUUAUUAUUCCAUCCUGUACAUAUACAUAUUUAUGACAUAGCGCAUUUCCUACCAGUCAAAGAGACUCUAGCACAGCGUACAUAGCGUCCAGUGACGAACAUAGAAGCGAUAAUACCAGUCUAUACGCUGCUUUCGAUGAGCAAAUAUAA